CAGAAGAUUCACAUAGGAGAGAAAUGCUUUGAAUGUCCUGAUUGUUGGAAAACUUUCAGUUAUAAUUGAAACUGGGUGAUACACCAGAGGAAUCAUAAAGGAGAAAAACCCAUUCAAUGUUCUAAUUGUGGGAGAAGUUUCAGUCAUAAUUCCCGCCUGGUAAUAUAUCAGAGAAUUCACUCCAUGGAGAAAUGUUAUGAGUGUCAAGAUUGUGGGAAAGGUUUCAUUAGAAAUUCCCACCUCCUGAGGCACAAGACCACACACACAGGAGAGAAACCCUUUGAAUGUCCUAUCUGUGGGAAAAGCUUUAGUGAUAAUUCCAAUCUGCUGACACACCAGAGGACUCAUACAGGAGAGAAACCCUUUGAAUGUCCUGACUGUGGGAAACGUUACAGUCAGAAUUCUCACCUGGUGAUACACCAGAGGACUCACACAGGCGAGAAACCCUUUGAAUGUCCUAUCUGUGGGAAAAGCUUUAGUGAUAAUUCCAAUCUGCUGACACACCAGAGGACUCAUACAGGAGAGAAACCCUUUGAAUGUCCUGACUGUGGGAAACGUUACAGUCAGAAUUCCCACCUGGUGAUACACCAGUGGACUCACACAGGAGAGAAACCCUUUGAAUGUCCUAUUUGUGGGAAAAGCUGUAGUGAUAAUUACAAUCUGCUGAGACACCAGAGGACUCACACAGGAGAGAAACCCUUUGAAUGUCCUGACUGUGGGAAAUGUUACAGUCAGAAUUUCCACCUCUUGGCACACCAGAGGACUCACAUAGAAGAGAAACCCUUUGAAUGUCCUAUCUGUGGGAAAAGUUUUAGUAAUAAUUGUAGCCUGGUGAAACACGAGAGGACUCACACAGGAGAGAAACCCUUUGAAUGUCCUGACUGUGGAAGAUGUUUCAGUUGCAAUUACACGCUGAUGACACACCAGAGGACUCACACAGGAGAGAAACCCUUUGAAUGUCCUGAUUGUGGGAAAAGUUUUAGUCACAGUUCCAACCUGGUGACACACCAGAGGACUCACACAGGGGAGAAACCCUUUGAAUGUCCUAUCUGUAGGAAAUGUUUUUGUCAUAAUUCCAGCCUGGUGAGACACCAGAGGACUCACAGACGAGAGAAACCCUUGAAUGUCCUAUCUGUAGGAAAAGUUUCAGUCAGAAUUCCUACCUAAUGAUACACUACAGGACACACACCGUGGAGAAAUCUUUGAAAUGAGUAGUCUGUGGAUGUUACUUCAAGCAUAAAUCAUCCCUUAUUGUACACAAGGUAGUCCAUAUGAGGAAUAGUAGACGGGUUUAGAGAAUGAUUGAAUUUCGUUUCUGAUCACCCAUUGAAAGUGUAGGCGAGAAAUUGAUUGUUUGAAUUUUGGCCUGAUUUAUUUUGCUCAAACAUUUCUCAGGAUUAAAUUUGUAGGUGGAGAGAAAAGGAAAAUGGCUAAUGGCUAACUAACUAGUUUCUGGUUAUCAGCAGAAGCUUCUGGAUAUUGCCUUUUCCAGAAGUAGUUGAAUUCCUCAGAAAGGAAUUUUGGGUGGAGCUUUUGUAUGUUGAUUAUGAAAUUCCCACAUGUGGAGUUUCAGUCUUCUACCUUGGUUUCUGCCCAUAUUUUGAGCCCCAGAAUUCCGCAGCCAACAUAAAAGUAGUCAAGAAAUAACUUUUAUGGACCUUGAAUUACAGUUGCAUGUUGCAACAGCUAUUAAGUGAAAUUGCUCUCCUUAACUACCCUAAUCCCCCUGCUCUCCCUGAGGCAGCCAUUAAUCAAAUGUGCGAGUCGCUAAGCAGAACAUUAUCUGCUCAGAGCUGGGGAAAACUCUUGGAGGCCUAGUGCAGGGCCAGGCUUGCCUGCCAUAGGUAUCUCUAGGCCUCUCCCACCCUGCAAGACAUCCUUGUGCUCUGUAUCCUAACCCUUGUGUCGCCUUGGCCCUUCACUACCCCCCACCAGGUCCCCUUACACCUGACUCCCACCCCACUUCACACCCUCCUCCUUCUUACCUUUUGAAGAUCUCUGAACCUCAUGUUGGGGUGGGAGGGAAGGUCAUGCAUCCUUGGGCCUCAUGACUUUGUCCUGGAAGCAACUACCAUUUUCAGUGGGCCCUGGAUUUAUCUCUGGUGUGAAUUGUAAUAGCACCACACGAUGUCGUGCUGCAAGCGGCUGCAGAAGAAAUCAGACUGCAAUGUAACAUGUGGGUAUAGGCAACCUGGCUGCGAUGGUCCUAAAGUAAGCGGCAGCUUACAGACAAGGAAGAAAAGCAAAGAUUGUAGAAUUAUGCUCGAGAGGUUCCACACUGGAGAACAAACUGGAGUUUGUGCAUAAGAGCACAAACGUGCCUACCGUUCCUGUCCUAUUGUUUCCUUUCGUUAUAUUCAAUUAAUAUAGUUAUUACAUACUCAUACUCAUAUAUAUGCUUAUACAUUGUACAAUUAUUUCAUGUUUAUGCUUAUAUAUACUGUGUGACAAAAUAAAUAAAUAAAUAAAAUAAAAUAAAUAAAAGCCGUAUCAGUGUUCCCAAUGCAGCAAAAGCUUUAGUCAGAACAGCUUCCCAGCUGUUCAUGGAAAGGCUCACACCAGAGAAAAACACUACCAGUUGUCUCAAUGUGGCAAAAGCUAUAGCAAGUAAGCCAAGCUGAUAAUACAUCAGAGGACACACAUAGAGAAACUGCACUUAUGUCCAGAUUGUGGGAAAUAUUUUCAGUCAGAUAUACCAGACAAUACACACAGGAGAUAAUCCAUAUGAAUCUCUGGUUUGUGGAAAAAAUUUUCGUCAGAAUUCCCAUCUGGAGAUGGACCGAAAGACUCAAGACAGGAGAGAAACCAUAUGAGUGUCCAGAUUGUGAAAUACUUUUUAGAUUUAUAGAUGGAGAGAAAAGGGAAAUGGAAAAAGGCUCACUUUUCUGGUUAUUAACAGAAUGUUUUGUUUUUGAUUAUCGGAAACAGUUUCUGGAUAUUUCCUUUUGUAGAAGUAGUGAAAUUCAAGGGUGAAAUGCUACCAGAUUGGACCAGAUCGGGUGAAUAGGUAGCGGAGAUUGGGGCUGGUUCGCCGAAGUGGGAGCAAUGGCUGUGUUGUGUCUCGCCCGCCCUCCUCUCCGCAGCCGGGCCCCUCCCAUCUCCUGCUAUCUGAGCCAGAGUGUCAGCCUCCGCUUUAAUUUAGUGUAUUUCUCCUACUAGAUUAUCUGACUAUUUUAUUACCUUGUUAAAAGUUUGCUCUACUGAUUGUCUUACAUGCUUUAUGGA
Messenger RNA from Ahaetulla prasina, 3225 nucleotides. Its product is annotated as zinc finger protein 180-like. The record is from RefSeq and is a predicted model, not a curated record. NCBI's taxonomy places the organism in Eukaryota, Metazoa, Chordata, Lepidosauria, Squamata, Colubridae. The coding region runs from base 184 to 1167 and encodes 327 amino acids. The transcript has 2 exons.